Molecule: messenger RNA, 4251 nt
Organism: Ictalurus furcatus (blue catfish)
Lineage: Eukaryota; Metazoa; Chordata; Actinopteri; Siluriformes; Ictaluridae
Gene: rprma
Product: reprimo, TP53 dependent G2 arrest mediator candidate a
Exons: 1
Coding region: 2570-2893 (107 amino acids)
Source: RefSeq, a predicted model, not a curated record
GUUACUAAAAAUGCAACGUUAUUUAUCUAAAGUACAGGUUACCCAGUGACAUUAUAGCUAUGGCUAGCAACUCUGCAGGCUAUGUCUCAAAAGUGUCUUUACAGUGUCUUCUGUCCUCUUUAUGUAUUAAAAUGUGUCCAAAAUUGUUUACAGAUGUUGCUGCUGGCAGAUUGGGGGUUUGUUUUUUUUCAUAAUAACAUCCUACAAAAAAAAGCUGUUGCUUAAACUUUUCCUUAAAGAAAAUUAUAUUUGACACAUUUAAAUCAAGAAUUUCAUAAAUAAUACAAAUUCCAUGUUUUCUCUUAUUUGGUUUCUGUGACUCUUCCAGGACCAUGGAUCUGUGAGGCAGCAAUGCUGCCUGCUGUGCCACAUCACCCUCUACUUAUUCAUCUUAGAGCAAUUAACAUUUAUGAUUCAUCUCCUGCUUCUGUGAGUAAUCUCACUUGGAUGCCCCAGAGACUUACACAUCCCAAGAACUGCUGUCGUGACUAUGAGAUGUUUCACUACAAAUAAAUCUGACUUAUAGCGAGAGUCAGAUUCAUAGAAUGUUGGGGGGUUUUUUUAACAUCCUGUAUGUAUCAUUAUGGAUCACUGUUGUUUGUCUUCUCUGUAGGACUGUCUGGUGUCAAACAGAGGAUACAUUCCCUUUUAAGUGUUGCUCUUUAUAUUGUUUGAGGGCAUUUUUCCUUGCCACUAUCACUGAAUGUUGAGUACUCUAUUUAUCCAUCUGUCUCUCGAUCCACCCACCAUUUUACUUUUUUUUCCACAGCAGAAAUGUCAGAUAUAGGACAUUAAUGUAUUCGAUAUAAUCAUUUGGACUGUAGUAUAUUUCUCAGCUGAUAUAACUCCAGGCAACAUUUCAAAGCUCUGAGCAGUGAAAUUAUUCACUACCAAUGAUCCUAUUUACAUUUUGUAGUGUUAUAACUUGCGGUGGAAAUUUAUUUAAUUUGAUGUUUUUACCAUUUGGUUUGCACAAUAUGUCUAACAUUUGAAGAUGGUAAAUUAUUGUGGCACAAAGGUUUUUUUUUUUUUUUAAGUAGCCAUUUGUUGGUUGCAUACUGUAAGUAUUCACCCCCUCUGACAAUACUUGCCAAAAUAUUAACUUUGUCCAUUGGGAUCCUGAUAUUUUUAGCCAUUCGUCUCAACAGCAUUGUUUACCAAUGGAGACCACUGGUAAACAGCUGUUCCCACAUAGGAUUGAGGGUUUAGGAUUGAGGACUUCAACUGGGCUUCUAACACAUUCAACUUCUUGAUUUUCCAUUGUAGUUUUGGCAGUAUUUUUGGGUUAUUAUCCAGUUGGAAGGUGGACAUCCUCCCCAAUCUCAAAUCUCUUGCAGGCUUGAUCAGGUUUUCUUCUAGGGUUGUGCUGUAUUUGGCUCCAUCCAUCUUUGCCUCAUCCCUAACCAGUUUACCAGUCCCUGCUGAUGAAAAGCAUCCCCACAUCAUGAUCCUCCCUUCACCAUGCUUCACUGUGGGGAUCAUGUUCUCGGGGUGAUGAGCAAUGCUGGACUUCCAAUGCACUCCAAAUGGGAUUUCAUAUGGAUUUUUUCAACAAUGGCUUUCUUCUCACCACUUGUCCAUAAAGCACAACUUUUUUUAUUUUCCAUGUUAUAGAUCUAGUCCCUCUGAGCUACAGUCUGUAUCUCUUCAGCUACUUCUGAAUUACUCUUGGCCUCUUGUUUGCUUCUUUGACUAAUGCCUUCCUUUCCCAGUCAGUAAUAUUUGGUGGACGGUUUAUGCAAUCAUAACUUGCACAAUGGUUUUUAAUUUGUGAAUAAUUUUGCUAACUAUAUUGACAUUUCCUCUAACAGUGGUAUGGGCUAUUUUGUGCAGAUUCGUGACAUAUAAUCCUAAAUUUCAUUUCAUUUCCAGGUUGCACCACUACAAAAUGUGGAAAACUUGAUUUAGCAGGCCACUAAGCCCCACAGUAGAAAGUUAUGAAAAAGUUCUAUUGCAUGUAUCCCAUACCAUAGACAUUAAAAAAAAAAUAAUUGCUUUGCAAUCCAUGAUUGGUUCUACAGUUCUGGAGGCAUGUUUUUUUAACAUUCCAAUUUUACAGUAACGUUGUUUUGCAUCUGUAGUUAUUGCUAUGGACCUUACGCGAAUGGCUUCAAUUUGAUGUCAUCCUGUCGAGUGUGAUGAAACGGAAAGCUGGGGCCCGCCUACAAGUUGCCUGUCGUGAUUUCGCUCUAGGUGGCGCCAUUUGGCACGAGUCCAGGCAUCGACGGGUUCGUGUGCGUGUGUGUGUGUGUGUGUGUGUGUGCGCGCGCGCGUGCGCGUGCGCCAUCUCCACCAUAAAUGGUUCUCCCCAGAAGGUACAAUAUCCCAUUGCCUGUGUGCACCGAGUGCGCGCUGCCUCAUUACUUCCGUUUUUGACACGCAGUCACGGGAUGUUGUGUGCAAAGCAGAACCGUCUCUGGAGCUCCUCUCCCUGCACACUUCUUCCCACUUCUGAUCCAGUUUCCUACUUGAAGAACUAAAAUAAGACUCUUUGGACGCAUUGAAUACUCUCCUUUUUUUCUCUCUCUUUUUUUUUUGCAACUGAGCACCUGUGUGACGAAUACAGGAAAUGACAAUGAACGGCACGGCGUUUAACCAAACGGACGGCGGUAUUUUUUCCAACCGGACUGAGGAGAUCUUGUCGUGUUGUAACUUCUCGUCGGUGGUGACGGAUGACGGCUUCGCGGCGGCGGCACCGGACGAUGAGCGCAGCCUCUUCAUCAUGAGAGCGGUGCAGAUCGCCGUGAUGUGCGUGCUGUCUCUCACCGUGGUGUUCGGCAUCUUCUUUCUCGGCUGCAACCUUCUCAUCAAGUCCGAGGGGAUGAUUAACUUUUUGGUGACGGAUCGGCGACCGAGCAAAGAAGUGGAAGCUGUUAUAGUGAGCGUGUAUUAGCGCGCUCCAUAGUUACAAGACUAAAAAGGUUUUCUUUCCAGUAAAUGCAAGUGAACUUGCGUCCAAAACGCGUACUAACGUAUAACACAGCUUAGUAUGCGCUUUCACACGCGACCUUUCCAAGUUCCUCUUCAGCCAAAGUGAAUGUUAAGUGAACAUACUGCAGAGUUUAUGUGCACACCACUGAAGAAGGUCGGACCUACCACCUGAACUGUCAUUUUUAUGUUAGGAUACAAGUCCCAUCUAUUUACCGAAAGUGUUUCUUUGCGCACGAAUGAGUGUUGGGAUACAUUGUGUGUGUGUGUGUGUUGUCUGCAGCAAGCCGUGCGCACUUCUGAGUUGAUUUUUUUUAAUGAACACACUAUAUGACAUGUUUUUUGUAAAACUGCACGGAUGUGCGUUUGUUUAAAUUGAUAGGCUACAUAUAAUGUUUCAACGUUAAAAGGAAUAAAAAAAAAAAAACGAAUAAUGUACACAAAAAGUGUUUCCUCCAGAAUUUUUAUGAGUUUACCUGUAGCAGUGUCUUGGGUUACAAGCCACAGUUUGUUGCAUUAUAAAAAAAAAAAGUUUGUUUUUUUUACUUGAUGAGUGAGCUUAAAUAGGACUUUUUUAAUUAAAUAAGAUACGCACAGUGUCAUUUAUUCUUCAUUGAUUAAUUAAUUAAUUCUUAAUCAGGACCUUAUAAUUCUAUGGUCAGUGUGUGUGUGUGUGUGUGUGUGUGUGUGUUGCAAAAUUUAUUGCAUUAUACUGUAUAAUGUACAUUUCAUAAUGUAUCAUGUACACACACAUGCAUAUGUAUGUAUAUAAUGUUCUCCAUGGACAGUUAGUGUUUAAAUGGGAUAUCAAUGGGGAAUAAUCUAUUCCUAUCAUUAGAGCACCUGUGCUCCUUUUAUCAUUAGUAACAAUUGCGUCACAGGAGUUUUUCUUCCAUUUAGUCGAGUUUUCCAUUUUUCCAUUUUCUCUGAUUAUAAAUUACACGUGUGGGAAUUUUAUUCAACAAGUGAACCAUCCGCUCUCUUCUAAUCUCUCUUUGAAGCAUCUAAUUCACAUUUUUAAAGGAGUGUGAAAAACAUUAUUAACAACUGAGUCAGUUCAUAUGAUGUCACAACAAUCAUAUAUCAUUACACUGGAUUAAAUAAUUUAUGGAACAUUCUCGAGGUGAUCAUUUGACUGAUGGCUUGUGUAUCUUACAAGGGCAAGUUACAGAUGAAACUGAGCAGCUUGAAGAGUUGCCUUUACACGAGUAAAUCUUUUGUUGUUCAGAUUUGCCUGAUUGAAUUACUAUGAAUAAGUCAUCAGUUUGAGUUCAGGAGUAAACUAACUCCAAUUCACAUGUUCAUAGUUUAUCAAGUGGUCAU